Molecule: messenger RNA, 2504 nt
Organism: Calypte anna (Anna's hummingbird)
Lineage: Eukaryota; Metazoa; Chordata; Aves; Apodiformes; Trochilidae
Product: coagulation factor XIII B chain
Exons: 12
Coding region: 7-1878 (623 amino acids)
Source: RefSeq, a predicted model, not a curated record
CUGUUGAUGCAGAUGGUAAUGAAGAUGAGAUUUAAAAGCUUCUUCCUAUUUAUGAUGUAUUCAGGCAAACUCUUUGCAGAAGAUACGCCUUGUGAUUUGCCACAUGUAGAAAAUGGACAGAUUGCCCAAUACUAUUAUAAUUUCAAAAGUUUCUAUUUCCCUAUGCGUAAGGAUAAAAAACUUUCCUAUUCUUGUUUGGUUGGUUACACAACUGAGAUGGGGACUCAGGAAGGAAGAAUCACGUGUACAGCAGAGGGAUGGUCUCCAGUGCCACAAUGCUACAAAAAGUGUAACAAGCCUCUUUUGGAAAACGGGUUUUUUUAUGGUACAGAAAACUACUUCAAAAUAUUUGAGAAACUGCAAUACAACUGCAAUCCAGGCUACCACACUCCCAGUGGUGGUACUGAAGAUACACUACAAUGUCAGCCUGAAGGAUGGUCCUCCCAGCCAAGCUGCACUAAAGAAAUCAAGUCGUGUCAAGUACCCAAUUUACAUCAUGGCAGCUACUUCACAGCCCAGCAAGAGCUUCGACUGAAUGAAACCCUGCAGUACAGAUGUGAUGAGGGAUAUUACACAGCAGGAGGAAAUAUUACAGGAGAAGCAGUGUGUCUAACACAUGGCUGGUCCCUUACUCCAAGCUGCACCAAAAGAACUUGCUCCUCUCUAAGUGCAAUGGCCCAUGGAGGUUUCAGUCCUGUGAAGAAAAUCUAUGAAGAGGGAGACGUGGUUCACUUUUUCUGUGAGGAAAAUUAUUCUGUCAGUGAAUUUGACCUAAUUCAAUGUUAUUAUUUUGGAUGGCAUCCAGACCCACCAUUGUGUGAAGAUGUAAAAAGUAAAUGUCCUCCACCACCACUUCCUCCUCAUGCCCAUGUCAUUGCAGUCAGAAGAACCUAUCAUAAUGGAGACAAAGUUCACAUACAGUGUCAAAGUUCCUUUGAAAGAAGAGGAUCUGAAGAAAUCCAAUGUGUAAAUGGAAAGUGGACAUCCCCCCCUAUUUGUAUUGGAACUAUGGAUAAAUGGGAACCUGAGGCACCACCAUCACACAAGGCAGAUGGAGCAAUAAGGACAAGCAAAACAUAUGGCAAUGAAGAUAUGAAAAUGCAGCAGGACUGUACCUCUCCACCUGUGAUUAAAAAUGGUUUUCUUAUUGGUCCAUUAUGGACAAGUUACAAAAAUGGUUCCUCAGUAGAAUAUGGUUGUCAGCAUUACCACUUCUUGGAUGGACCUAGUACUGUUUUAUGUGUGCAAGGAAACUGGACAGAACAACCAACUUGCUUAGAACCAUGUGCUCUUAAUGUAAGUGAUAUGAAUGAAAACAACAUAGAGCUGAAAUGGAGACAGGAAGAAUUAAUUUUCCUACAUGGUGAUCUCGUGGAGUUUGAAUGUAAACAGGGAUACAGUUUUCUUGAGACUGCCAUUCCAUCUCCUGGCAGGACUGAGUGUAACCAGGGCAGACUGAAAUAUCCAAAAUGCAUUAUUCAAGCUCCUGCAGAAAAAUGUGAUUCUCCACCUUCAAUUGCAAAUGGAGCUCUGACUCUCCCAGCCCUGCCCCAGUAUGAAAGUGGUUCUUCAGUUCAGUAUACUUGCUCUGAGUACCAUUUUUUGGAAGGAUCUGAGAGGAUCUUCUGUUCUGAAGGACAGUGGACUUCCCCACCAGUCUGUAUAGAGCCAUGUACUUUGUCAGAAAAAGAAAUGGAGACUAAUAAUGUACUGCUGCAAGGCUUCUAUGAGAAUCAAGUUUACUUUUACCACGGGGAUUAUGUUGGAUUUUACUGCAAACCAAACCAUUUUGGAGCAGAAUCUGGUACAACUUUAUUUCAAGUGCAGUGUAGGAGAGGACAGCUGAUGUAUCCAAGAUGUGUUGAGAGAAGGAAUUAAGUAUGGACUUCAGGAAAGCCUCUAGGAAAGAAAUAUAGAUAUCCAAAUUCCACUGUUGGAGGCACUGUAUAUUCUUUCAAGGAGAAGACAGUGAUAUAGUGAUAUUUCCUUCCAUUAUCAAAAGGAGGUGGCAGUCCUUGUUUCCCAGAUGGCACAUCUAUUUUCAAGAAAAUCGGCAUCAUUCAGAUCAUCUCAGCUUUAUACUCAAAUAGUGGCUCUCAAUCUUUAGUGAAAUUUUAUAAAGCACUGAACUGAGUAUCAUAUGACUUAAAGUUUCACUGAAACAACUGUAGAGGUUUGUGUUUGAAAUGCUUAUUUUAAAAUAACUUACUAGUAUUAGCUAAUAGCUUAAAGCACCAUGUAAAGCAAAAUUCACAGUUACAAUAGUAGAUUAAAUCCAUAUUUCAAAUAGCCUUUUUACAAUCUUUUUUAUAGACUUCUUGUCAAGUGCAAUUAGUGAGAUGUUUUAUGUCAUAAUGUGGCUGAUAAAGAGUUCAUAUUAGGAGCAGAAGUGUCAGCUCUGCCAUUUUUUUGUCAUUUGCUUAUGUGUUUUCAUAUGUCUGCACUUCCUCUUCAAAGAAUCUCUUUAAGCUACUUGUCCAUUUUGUGAGGGUCACUAUGAAAUU